Molecule: messenger RNA, 2733 nt
Organism: Scylla paramamosain (green mud crab)
Lineage: Eukaryota; Metazoa; Arthropoda; Malacostraca; Decapoda; Portunidae
Gene: Dnaaf5
Product: dynein axonemal assembly factor 5-like
Exons: 10
Coding region: 4-2514 (836 amino acids)
Biological process (GO): outer dynein arm assembly; cilium movement; inner dynein arm assembly
Cellular component (GO): cytoplasm
Molecular function (GO): dynein intermediate chain binding
Source: RefSeq, a predicted model, not a curated record
CGCAUGAAGAUGUUUAUUUACAUUGACGCAACCAUGGCGACGGAGGACGCUCACUCCGCGCUGGUGACUGAAGUAAACACCAUUUUGAGCGACUUGCAGAACACCAACAAGGUCAAGAGACGGAAGGCACUUGAGAGACUCCAUCAUCUUGCAUUUGAGACUGAAACUUACGAAAACCAAGAGGCACAGGACAAAAUAUUGGACUUUUCACUGAAGCAUCUCGUCACGUGUCUGGCGGAUCAGUCUGAGGUGAACAGGAUAAAGUCAUCGGAAAUCAUCCUUACCUUUAGCCUGAGAGGAGUGGUGAAGCAAGGCCAGCUGGUGCAUCUCAUCCCUUUCCUCCACCACAGACUGGCCACCGUGCCACAAGUGGAAGAGAGCGAGGAUGUGAGAUUGGUGCAAGUUAACAUAAUUUCCAGUAUCACCACGCAGUUCCAAGGGGCGAUGGUGCCUUAUAUAAACGACGUUGUGGGUGUGCUGAAGGAGGCGGUGCUAGAUGUGAGCCCUGAGGUGCGCAAGGCGGCCGCAGAGUGUGUGAGCUGCUUCGCCAAGGCCACGAGAGAAAAAUUCCACAUGCAGUCUGAGUCGCUAGCAAAGCCGCUGGUUAAGGCGCUUCACCACCAGCGCUUCAGGAACAGAGUAGCUGCCGUCACUGCGCUAGGGGAUCUGCUGUUGUAUGGGGACAGCAAAGUCAUUCAGGACGUGAGCGGUCCCCUCGCUCAAUGUGUCAUGGACCUCCCUCAGGUGCGUCUGGUCCUUGCAGAGGUGGGUGGCAGCCUGGCCCUCCACAUGCCUGACAGACACUCCUACUGGCACCGCAUCUUACCGCUGCUGCUUUUUGGGCUGAAAGAUGAGGACAAGGACGUGAGGUGCAAGGCCACACAACUCUGGGAACAGGUUGGUCACAAAUAUGAAGAAGAGAACGUGGAUCAGCUGAAGCAGGAAAUUGAUUUUGAUGUGCCCCCACCAGACUACCCACCUGGAGAGGUUCGUCCUGGCAUUGGGUGUCGCAGUCUGGUGCAGCGCAGCCUCUAUCACAUCCUUCCUGGUCUGCUGACUGACCUGGAUGACUGGCAGGCUGGCCCAAGACUGCAUGCUGCCAAGCUCCUCGCAGUGCUCAUCCUUAAUGCUGACUCUGGAGUGACUCAGUACGCAGAGAAAGUGUUGACCGCACUCCAUCUUGCCGCAGGUGACAAGGAGGCCAGCGUUGUGAAGCAGGUAAAUGAAUGUGGGCGCUUCCUGGGGUGCUUCCUGCCACCCUCUGUGUUCCUGCCACUAGUGCUGCCAAGGCUGGGUGCUGGCCACCAUGGGGAGCGGCCCCUCGUGGUCCUGGCAGCUUUGAUUGAGGGAAGCAGCACCGCCCUCCUCCAGCCUUGCCUUCCUGACCUCAUCUCAGUGUUGGCAGAGGAGGAUGUGGCCUUGGUGUUUGGAGAGGCUCAUCAGGAGGCUCUGCUGUGUGUCAUCAGAACCUUGCUAUACAAAUGUGAUUUCUCUGAGAACAGCUUCAAGAUGUUCUACUUACUGCUUUUCAUUGCAUCUUCCUCUUCUGGUGAGAAUGCAAGUGUAGCACAGGAGGGACUGAAAGAACUCUCCAAGAACUGUGGCUAUGAAGAGAUACAAGAACUUUACCACAAGCAUACUCGAGAAGUUCUAGACAGACUGAUGGUAGCAGUGGGGAGCUGGACUGAGGGCUCCCCAUCCUUCCUGCUGCUGGGAGGUCUCAUGAAACUAGCUGGUCCAGCUCUUGGUCAUGAACUAGAGAUCCUCACCAAGAUACUAACAGCAUGUACAGUUAAGGGGGAAGAUCCAUUUGUGUGCCUCCACUGCCUGAACCAGCUGAGGCACCUCCUGGUGGGAGAGAGCCAACCCCUUGCUGCAGGUGGCCAGCUGGAAGUAUGGCUGCCAGUCCUUGUCUCCAAAUGCAUGCGAGAGCACCUAGUUUGGCGUGCUGGGGCCACCGCAGAGACCCUCAGGACAGCAGCCGUGGCCUGCCUGGAGGCAGCGUGCAGUACAGGAGUGACCACCCAGCCAAUGAUAGAAGAGGUGAAGGAAUGCACCGUGCUUCUGCCAGCACUGAUAGAGGACGAUGCAGAGAUGACCCGGCUGUUUGCAUGCAGCGUUGUGCAGUGUGUGGCCACUACCUACACUUGUCUCAUUGACACAAACACUCUCCACACCUUGGCAGAUAAGGUGUUGAAGCGGCUGGAUGAUGUUGCAAGGGCAGUGCGGCUCAAGGCGGCACACGUACUGAAUGUGUUGUUCCAGGAUCUGCCAGAGGGGUAUGAUGUCACACUGAACACUGCUCACCUUCAGGAUCUGUGUAAGGAUGCUUUGAUCUUCUUGGAUGAUCCUGAUGAGCAGUUCCAAGAGGCAGUGUGUGACUGGCUGGAAAGAAUGAAGAGUGUGUGUCCUGACUUACUCAUUAAAUUAUUAGAAAGUGAAGCACACAAAUUCCGUAAUGCUCACAUCUGCCACAGACUCAUCACCUCCAUGAAAACUCUACAGGUCACCUGAACACACCUGAGUCUCCACACACAGUCCACUUUGUGAUGGUGUGAUUACUCCAGCUAUGGUGCUUCUUUAAAAUCAGCAGUGAACUUUUAUGUAUUAGCAUAAUUGGCAGAUGGCAGUCAUAGUCUUAAUGCAUAUCAUCAAGUGCUUGUGUACUUGAAUUCAAAACUGUACAAAAGACUAGCUUUGUUAUUUAAUAAAAAAUAUUGUUACACUACAAAA